Molecule: messenger RNA, 405 nt
Organism: Podospora pseudocomata
Lineage: Eukaryota; Fungi; Ascomycota; Sordariomycetes; Sordariales; Podosporaceae
Exons: 2
Coding region: 1-405 (134 amino acids)
Source: RefSeq, a predicted model, not a curated record
AUGGCCUCCCAAACCCUUCCAUUCGUCUUCCAUCUUCUCAUCGAGACAGCCGCAGCCGCGUCCUUCAUCUUCCGGCCGGAACAACAACUGCCCGACUGCUCCGCGGCUGCGAAGCUGAUUUUGCGCCAGUACGGCGGGCUUCUCCUCUCAACAAACCUCGUCUGUCUGGUCGCCAUCUUCCACCACCAGCCACCCUCUUGCGGCACGCUUCUCGCUGCGGCUCUAGGCACUUAUCACGCCUGGCCCAUCCAUCGUGCUCUCGCGCGUCUACAAUAUAAGGUAGAAGGCGACAGCGAAGGACAAGGCGCCGCGUUGGGAGGGCCGGCUGUGCAUCUGGUGUUGCACUCGCUGGGUCUUGCCGCUUUCCUCGCGGUGGCAGUCUUUGGAGACAACAAAGGGGCUUGA